UUUUCGAGUCCGAGCGAAGCAACUGGCGGAGCAGAACGGAUCGCGAGGUCAGCCAUGUCAUCUGAGCCUCCCCCACCACCACAGCCCCCUACCCAUCAAGCUUCAGUCGGGCUGCUGGACACCCCUCGGACCCGCGGGCGCUCACCUUCCCCUCUGCGGGGCAACGUGGUCCCAAGCCCACUGCCCACUCGCCGGACGAGGACCUUCUCAGCGCCGGUGCGGGCUUCACAGGGCCCCGUCUACAAAGGAGUCUGCAAAUGCUUCUGCCGAUCCAAGGGCCACGGCUUCAUUACCCCAGCUGAUAGUGGCCCCGACAUCUUCCUGGACAUCUCUGAUGUGGAAGGGGAGUAUGUCCCAGUGGAAGGCGACGAGGUCACCUAUAAGAUGUGCUCCAUCCCGCCCAAGAAUGAGAAGCUGCAGGCUGUGGAGGUCGUUACCACCCACCUGGCACCAGGCACCAAGCAUAAGACCUGGUCCGGACAUGUCGUCAGUUCCUAGGAGAUGCUGGAAGCACCCCUUCUCCUGUGCUUGUGGGAGACUUUGCGGGGAGGCGGCGGCAGACACUGGAGAUGACAUUCUUCCAUACGAGACAGGGCUUCGGCAGGGCAUGGUCCCUUUCAAGUAUCUCCUGGAGGAAGAGGUGUGGGGGGCAGGCGUGGGGUGUUCCGACCACCAGCACAGCCUCUGACCAUCACAGCAACCUCUCACCAUCUGAAGUGCAUUAAAAGCAUUUAAAAAGGAAAAAAAAAAAAAAAAAA
This is a messenger RNA of Chlorocebus sabaeus (green monkey), 758 nucleotides long. NCBI's taxonomy places the organism in Eukaryota, Metazoa, Chordata, Mammalia, Primates, Cercopithecidae. The record is from RefSeq and is a predicted model, not a curated record.